Molecule: messenger RNA, 874 nt
Organism: Pyrus x bretschneideri (Chinese white pear)
Lineage: Eukaryota; Viridiplantae; Streptophyta; Magnoliopsida; Rosales; Rosaceae
Product: glycine-rich protein 2-like
Exons: 1
Coding region: 16-612 (198 amino acids)
Molecular function (GO): nucleic acid binding; zinc ion binding
Source: RefSeq, a predicted model, not a curated record
AGAUCCUACUCCUCCAUGGCUGACGCCGCGAAAUCCACGGGCACGGUCAAGUGGUUCAGCGCGCAUAAGGGGUUCGGCUUCAUAGCUCCCGACGACGGCGGUGAGGAUCUCUUCGUCCACCAGACCUCGAUCCAAUCCGACGGCUUCCGGACCCUCUCGGAGGGCCAGACCGUCGAGUUCCUUGUAGAUUUCAGUGAGGACGGACGCACCAAAGCCAUCGACGUGGUUGGAAAUAUCACUCGAUCCCGCCGCCCCGGCUUUGACCGCGGCCGCGGUCGUGGUGGAUAUGGAGGGAGAGGCGGCGGAGGCGGUUAUGGAAGGUUUGGUGGAGACCCUGGAGGGUAUAAUGUAGCGAGAGGCGGCGGAAGGCGUGGCGGCUACGGCGGAGGUCGUGGGGGCGGCGGCGGUGAGUGCUACAACUGCGGUGGUAUUGGACAUUUGGCAAGGGACUGUACUCAGAGUGGUGGUGUGACUGGCGUCCCGAAAUUUGGCGGCGGUGGACGCGGUGGUCGGGGAUAUGGUGGUAGAGGCGGCGGCAGGCGUGGUGGUGAAUGUUAUAAUUGUGGAGAGGAAGGGCAUUUGGCAAGGGAAUGUCCCAAUGAUCAGAAAUGAUGAUUUGGUGUGCGAAUUCCUGUGGUUUCCCGCGCUUUUGUGUGGUUGGAGAUUGCUUUUUUCACGAAUCGUUGCUUCUUCUUGGGUAAUUUUGUUAAGUUUUGCAUGACUUGGGUGAUUGUUCUGCAUAUAUUAGAUUAGAUGGUAGUUUGUUUCUCCUUCUCCCAUUCAUUAUUUUGGGUUCCUCAAUUUUUAUAUGUAUUCUUGUUGUUCAAAUAUGGAACCUGUGAAGGCUGAAAUUAAUGAUCAUGUUUUGGUGUCA